UGAGACCUGCCACUGAAGGUGCAGAGAGGGCAACUGCCCCUGUGUUAUCAACAGCUCUGCUACCAAAUGUAAAAAGCAGCUUCUGACAGAACUACGGUUCAGACUUGCAGUCUUACCCUCUUCAUGACUACCGAGUGAACACGUAGUGUGAAGUGAAGAUAAAUACUCUAUACUGGCGGAGCUCUUCGCGUGCACAUACACAAAGCCACACAUAGGGUCGGAGGGUGAGCCUGCAAACACGUGACGUCAGAGCGCCUUGGAGUCCAGUGCAGCAGAAAUAGGACAAGCAAUCGUUGCAAGCAGCACUUCCUAGCUUUUAGCUAGUGGAUUGCGCCUCACGCACUAGUAACGGUAUCACUAUUUUACUUUGCUUACCCUUUGGGGUGAACGAGAAUAUCCACCUGUCGUUUCUGAUUGCUCGUGCGCUCUGUUUGGAAUUCUGAGGCAUCUGCUGUUCCAUUACUGCUUCCUUGACUGCAUGAUCCAUCUGCUUGCGGCUGGCGCGGAAUUCUUGAUAAGAGAUCUGGCAGACUUGAACUAAUGAAGUUACAGAAGCAAUGGUCAGUUAUUGUGGUGCUUUUGGGUUUCCUGGACAUUACAGAAGGAUGGAUGGGUACAGGCAGAAAAGGACAAUAUUACUCAGCUGGAGGGGACAUCCAUCAAGAGGAAAAAAGUCAAAGACGCCUGCUUGACACAUCAAGAAGAAAUGACACAUCUCAAGAUAAAUAUUCUUCAUGUGAAAGAAAAUAUUGUGGGCGUGGCAGCAGGUGCCUUAUCAAUCCCCUGACUGACCAACCUGUGUGUGCAUGUUUAGAACAUUGUAAACCUAGCUAUAUGCCCGUGUGCGGAUCAGAUGGGAAAUUUUAUGAAAAUCACUGUGAAAUUCACCGAGCAUCUUGUUUACAGAAAAAGAAGAUCUACAUCAUACACAGCAAGGACUGCUUUCUGAAAGGUGACACUUGCACAAUGGCAGAGUACAGCAAACUUAAAAACAUGCUCUUGGAUCUUCAGGCCCAGAAAUCAGUGCAUCAAGGCAGCAGUGAAAAAAACAGCAUGUUAAAAAAGAAAGUGUUAGUGGAAGAUAUGUUCAAAUAUUUGGAUAUAAACAGCGAUGGGCAUAUAGACAGCCUGGACUUAACUGAGGUAAUGAAGCACGAUGGCUUGGAAGAUGAAUUGUUUGACUGCACAUUGCAAGAUCUCCUCAAAUAUGAUGACUACAACAAUGAUGAGAAACUAACACUGCAAGAGAUCUACACUGCAUUCCAAAUUAUCCAGCUGACACUUCCUGAAGACCAGAAGAUUAGUGUAACGUCAGUCACAGUUGGACUGAGUAUAGUGCUAACUUGUGCUAUUCAAGGAUCUUUGCGGCCUCCAAUAAUAUGGAAGCACAGUGGAAUUACACUCAACUUUUUAGACCUGGAAGACAUAAAUGAUUUUGGAGAAGAUGAUUCAUUGUACUUCACGAAGGUAACAACUAUUCAUAUGGGCAACUAUACCUGCCAUGCAUAUGGCUAUGAAGAAUUAUACCAGACCCACAUUCUUCAGGUGAAUGUUCCUCCUGUUAUUAGGGUGUAUCCAGAGACACAGGCACAGGAACCAGGAGUAUCUGCUAGCCUGAAGUGCCAUGCGGAUGGAAUUCCAACUCCAAAUAUUUUUUGGUUGAAGAAUGGAAUUGAUGUCAUGCCAAAACUGCCCAGUCAGUUAUUACUUUUAGCAAAUGGCAGUGAACUGUUCAUAAACAGCGUACGCUAUGAAGACACUGGCGCAUAUACAUGCAUUGCUAAGAAUGAAGCUGGAGUCGAUGAAGACAUGUCAUCCCUCUUUGUAGAAGACUCAGCAAGAAAAACACUUGCAAACAUACUGUGGCGAGAGGAAGGCCUUAGUGUGGGAAACAUGUUUUAUGUUUUUUCUGAUGACGGAAUCACAUUAAUUCAGCCAACUGAGUGCGAGAUUGAAAGACACAUAAAAUCAAAUGAGAGGAUUGCUGCAAGCUAUGAAGAAAUGUGUCCAAGAGGCGAACAAGAUUCAGUUCAGCACUGCACAUGGGCUUCGGCGGUCAGCGUCAAAGACAAAUACAUUUACGUGACUCAGCCUAGAGAAAGCAGAGUGCUGAUCAUUGACAUUCUGGCCCAGAAAGUCAUGCAGUCUGUGCAAACAAAUGCUGUUCCUGUGAAAUUGCAUUAUGACAAAUCACAUGAUCAGAUCUGGGUCCUUUGCUGGGGUGACAUGAAAAAGUCCCAUCCCACACUGCAGGUUAUACCAGAGGCAAGUGGAGGUGAAAACCAUCAUGCAGCUGAUACGCCAUUUGGAACAGUGGAGAAUUUUUUUAUUCCUCCUACGAAUCUUAUCAUAAAUCAUAUCAGGUUUGGCUUCUUAUUUCACAGAUCAGAACCUGCAAUACACAAGAUUGACUUGGAAACCAUGACGCGUAUUAAGACGAUUAAUCUCAGGAAUUACACCUGCAUACCACAUGCCAUGGCUUAUACACAUCUGGGUGGCUAUUUGUUUGUUCAGUGUAAAACGAGGAAAUCAACCUUGGUUUCAUCACAAAUUAUCAUAGACAGUGUCACAGACUCUGUGAUUGGACAUAACAGUGACAUAUCAGGUAUGCCAUAUAUCUCUCCAGAUGGACGCUACGUUGUCAGCAUUGAUGGUCAGAGUGGAAUAAUAAAAGUUCAGGAAAUAACCUUUCUUGGUGAAAUCAUUUUCAGAAUGGAAUUACAGACAAAUAUGCAUAUAGCUGACUUGGCAUUUCAAACAUCUUUUACUGAAAGCAAUCAGUAUUAUGUAUACGCAACAUCACGCAUACACACAGAUGUUCUUUUCUUGGAGAUGUCUACUGGCAGAAUGAAUAUUCUGAAGAAUCUUAAAGAUCCAGUGAGGUCAAUAGACUGGCCUUGGAAUAGCCACAACAGAGUUAUAACAGACAGUGGUUUAUUUGGACAAUACCUUGCAACUCCUUCUAAAGAUUCUGUGUUUGUAAUCAAUGGGAGACAAAAUGCAUUGCACUGUGAGGUUUCAAGCAUUAAAACUGGUAACACAGUCAUCUGGAUUGGAGACGUAUGAGAAGAAACCGACAUGGAAACACAUGAAAUAGAUGGAACAUUUAUGCUGCAAAAAUAAGCAGUUUUGACACUGUUAUCUGAUAAAACACUAAGAACAAGCCUGUUAAACACUCUGGAAUACUACAAUGAUCCAAACUAUACAUGCUUUAGCAGCUUUCAAAUUGAGGAUGGUAACUAAUAAGAAGCAUUUUCGUUCUGUAAACAAUUAACUUUCUUAAAAUGCCUUUAAAUAUUUAGGGCUGUUUGCUAGUUGGAGACUACCAAUAACAAAUACAGCUGUAAAUUAUACACAUAAUUAUGUGUUCUGCUUCAAAGCAGUAUCAAAGAUAAAAUAAGUUAUUGUGAAUAUUUCUUAUAUUCUAACAUACAGCCUCUACACUUGUUUCUAGCCUGAGGAGACUACAUAUAGCUUUUUUCUACUUUAUAGGGGAAGUCUGAAAUUAACUAUGCAGAGCAUUAAACAGAUCAUAUGGAAAUUAAGCAUUCUAUGAUGCAAAUUUGUGUUCUGCUGUUAAUUAUCACAUUAUUUUUAAAGGGGAAACCAUUCAAAUGAAGCAUUGUUAUUAAAUGUCUUUAUUCUGUAUUCUGUUGAGGAAGUAUUUCCUAUGAUGUGUACAACAUUUCAUGCAUUAAUCAUAUCUUGUAUCAGUGUAAUGCUGUCAAGCAUAAGACAUAAAAAGUAUUUCAGCCGAUCAUUUUGUGUAUUACUUUAUGUAUUUAUUCAUUCAUUCACUUUCACACUUACAUUUCAUUUGCUCAGUUUUUUUUUCUUUAUAUAUUUAUUUGUGGUUGGAUUAGCGCUUCUGUUUUGGGGAAUACCAGUAAUGUAAUAGAAUAAAAAGUGUGGAGAAAUUAUCGGUCUCUGUUAAUAAUAUGGCUAGACAGGUUAUUUUGAAGUAACACUAAACUAGUUGUCUGCCUUGAUAAUUCUUCAGUGCCAUAUAGGUAUCUGCAUUUUAAACAGAUUAGUUAAUACUUGGCUCUUUUGAUUAUGCAAAGCCCGAUGGCAUGGUUUAUAGCCCAAUAUUUACAAAGAAUCUGCAUUAUAAUAUUUUAAGAGCAAACAUUUCAUAAAUCAAUAUUUGACAUUACUCAGUUUUCAAAAAAAAAAACAUUUCACAUUGCUAAGUUUUAGAAAAUGUUUAGUAUAGUCGGUUAAAGUCCCACAUAUUAUGUCAUAGAUAAUAUUUAUACUAGUUGUUUUGUUUUCAGAACACAUAAACUGCAUAGACGAUACCGAAUAUAAAAGAUACAUAAAAAGAAAGAAAAUAAAUGUUCAGUGUUGUAUGUACUUCAUGUUAAAGUCUCCAAAAAAAUAAUAGUUAAAACCACUAAAGAAACUGAUUUGUACUUUGGAAAAAAUGUUUACUUGUCCCAUGUUGGAACACUUAUCACAAUAUUGUCACACAUAAAAACAUACAUACAUAGAGAUAAACACAGAGAUUCACACACACAAAGAGGGAGUGGUGGGUUGGGUGUAAAAGUACUGCUUAUUCCCAUCAGUUACACUGUAUCUGAAUACCGUAGUGAACUGUGUUAAGAUGUAGUUAUGCAACUAUUUCUUGUUGUUUACUAAUUUUGUAACACCUAUUUGUGUCCCACAGACAUUAGUAUUAUCCCUACUGGAUUAUACCUUUUAUUUGUGGCUAGGUAUUUUUCUGUAUAAAAUGGAAUGCAAGUUUAUGAGACAGUCAGAUAUACUUUUCUUUUAAGAUGAUAUAACAGAUGUAGGUCAAAAUUUGAUAUCUCUAACAAACUUAAGUAGAGCAUCUCAUGGUAGACAGAGCUAGAAAUUCUAAAUUAUCCCUUUGGCCUAUAACAGCUUCAUUUUACUGGGAUUUUAAAUAAUUCAUUACAGCAUGUUUCUUUAGAGAUUUAAUCGCUAAGGUAUCUAAAAUUAGUAAAUUAAAUUUGAAGUCUACCACAUGCUUGUGUUUGCAAUUAAAAAUAUGUACUGACUUAAUAUAAAGUAGAAUACAUGUUACAACAUUUUCAAUAAUAUUUAUUUAGAAACACCGAUUAAAAGCAGUUGUAUUAAUGACUUAUAAUAUUUUUCAUAAACUUCUUGGGAUAAUCCUAGAAUUGUGCUUUCAACAUAUUCUAUUAAAGAGGUUUUACAUGAAUACAUUUAUUUUACUGUAUUCAUACAGAGAAAUAAAGAUAUUCCCCCAUACUCACAGGCAUACACACACACACACACACACACACACACACACACACACACACACACACACACACACACACACACACAUGCCCACACACACACAAACAGAGCUCAUUACAGAGCAACAGCAGAGAGAAACAUGAUUUACCUCUGUCUACUGCCAUAAGCAAUCCACUGUCUUGUUCUCUUUGCUUCAUGUAUUUGUAUUGCAUUGUCAAUUUGAAAUGUUCUAGCAAAUGAUUAUUUUGCAAUUCAUGUUGUACAUUAUUGAAUCACAUACUGCUGGUCUCUUGGAAUGAGUUUAAUGAAAUGGCUACUGUUGUUCUUGAUUUAUCAGCACAACCACAUGUUUUAUUACAUGAGAAUAUAUAUUGUGUCACAUUAACAUGCUGAAUGCGUAACUGCUUCAUAAGGAGUGAAAGGGAUUUUAAACUGUUUGGGGUUUUCUUCACAAUAGUUGUCUUGUGUCUGUAGAAGUAAAUGUGAACAUUAAGGAAGUGGGUCAGAAGUAAAUACAUUUUUUCUGAGUAUAAAAGACCAGCAGCAUUAUUUAAAACAUCUCUGUUACUCUGUGAAAAAAAUAAGGAAGAACUAUUGUAAAAACAUUUGACAUUCUUGUUACAGUGCAAUAAAUAUUUUAUGAGACACUUACUUAAGUAAGAGCAACUAAUAUCAAAUUGUUUUUGAAGGAAGUUGAGAAUCACUGUUGUUCGUUCUGACAUGUCUUUUCAUAAAUAAACACUACCAAGCCACUCCCAGUGCACAAAUGUGUUAACUAUGGGAUAUUUCACUGCACAAUGUGUGUGUGUGUGUGUGUGUGUGUGUGUGUGUGUGUGUGUGUGUGUGUGUGUGUGCGCGCGCGUGUGCACACACGGAAAAAAUUGCCAUGCUAUGGGCUUGAAAACUCAUGUAAAUGAUGUGUUCCCUAAUUAGUAUUUAUCACAUCAAUAGAAAUGUAAAAAGUCAGAAAAAUGAUUAUGAAACAAUAUAUUACAGAAUCAUAAUAUUCUAAGUCUAGUAUAGAUGUUUCUGUGUCCAAAUAAUGAUUAUUUUACUUUGCUGAGUUAACAUGUAUGAAUCAUAUUUUACCUGAAGUUGACUUACAACGGAAUAAGAAAAGGAGAGCCUUUUUUGUUAUUUCAUACUGUCUGCUUCUGAUAUGGGAGCUCAGAACCAUAGUAUCCAGAAUGCAUUUUUAAUCUUCCUUUAAAUGAAAUACAAAUUUAAAGGAGACUCAUCCCAAUUUAGUUACUGUUUGUAUUUGGCUGAAAAAAACUUUAUGAUUGACAACGCUAUUGUAUGAAGUGUGGUGCACAAUAAAUUCCAGUUCAAUUAUCAAUA
This is a messenger RNA of Protopterus annectens (West African lungfish), 6570 nucleotides long. It is a transcript of the gene FSTL4, whose product is annotated as follistatin like 4. Gene Ontology annotation, molecular function: protein binding; calcium ion binding. Lineage: Eukaryota; Metazoa; Chordata; Ceratodontiformes; Protopteridae. The transcript has 16 exons. The record is from RefSeq and is a predicted model, not a curated record. Gene Ontology annotation, biological process: regulation of BMP signaling pathway; cell differentiation; multicellular organism development. The coding region runs from base 541 to 3066 and encodes 841 amino acids.